AUGUCUGGAGCCAACGCCUUGAAAGCCAGCACUGGCAUCAACUCCCUCACCCCCCGCGAGGGCGAGAUUCUCGCCAAAGCCUGGGCCUGCCUCAAGACCGGUCCUCCUGAGAUCGACUACGAGAAGCUCGCUGACGAGUGUGGCAUGAGAAACCACCGCUCCGCCGCAAACGCCUGGUCUGCCAUCAAGAAGAAGAUGGCCUGGUCCACCAGCGCUGCUGUCGGCCCUGGUCGCCCCGCCGCUCGCGCUGGCGCCAAGCGCAAGAAGACUGCUGACCCCACCGACAACGAGAACAGCGACGAGGGCGAGGUUAAGGAGCAGCCCCCCGCCAAGAAGACAAAGGGUGCCGGCAAGAAAGCCACCGGCACGUCUCGCAAGAAGCUGCCUACCACCCUUGCCAAGAAGAGCCCCUCUGUGGCCGAGGAGUCCUCUGAUACUGAGGUGUACCACGAGCGGUCUGCCACCGCUGCCGGCACCAAGAAGAUGAAGACGGAGGCUUCUCAGUCUGGUUCUGGUGCGAAGGGCGAGGCUGAGCGCCCCAUCAAGAACGAGCCUGAGCCUGAUGUUGAGUCUGACGGCACCUAA
Molecule: messenger RNA, 585 nt
Organism: Cryphonectria parasitica EP155
Lineage: Eukaryota; Fungi; Ascomycota; Sordariomycetes; Diaporthales; Cryphonectriaceae
Exons: 2
Coding region: 1-585 (194 amino acids)
Source: RefSeq, a predicted model, not a curated record